Aspergillus puulaauensis is the source of this 1182-nucleotide messenger RNA. Its product is annotated as RNA-DNA hybrid ribonuclease. The coding region runs from base 1 to 1182 and encodes 393 amino acids. Gene Ontology annotation, biological process: DNA replication, removal of RNA primer. The transcript has 3 exons. Gene Ontology annotation, molecular function: nucleic acid binding; RNA-DNA hybrid ribonuclease activity. Lineage: Eukaryota; Fungi; Ascomycota; Eurotiomycetes; Eurotiales; Aspergillaceae. The record is from RefSeq and is a predicted model, not a curated record.
AUGAGCGACAACACACCCUCCCCGACUUCCGGUCCCGCUACAAAACCGUCAAUAUCACCGCCCUCAACCGCAGGCACGAAACGGAAGAGAGGCGCUGCUGGGAAAUACUACGCUGUGAAGGUUGGCUACCAGCCAGGUGUUUACUAUGAGUGGAAGGACUGUCUGGCCCAGGUGACGGGGUUCAAAGGCGCCGUUUUCCAGGGCUUUCCAACCAUCGAAGAGGCGAAUGCUUUUCUCACCGGUGCGAAACUUCCGUCGCGAGGCGCGUCGCCGCUCGGCCCGGAACCCACAAGAUUCUACGCGAUUCAACGAGGCCAUAGACCCGGGGUUUACACCAACUGGGCCCAUGCGCAGGAGCAGAUCAAGGGAUUUCAGAAACCUCGCUAUAAGAAGUUCGCGACGAGAGAGGAGGCGGAGGAGUUCGUAAAACUCGGCGGGCAGGCGGUCCAAUUUGGGACGACAGAAACCACAUUGUCAGGAGUUCCUGGAUUGACGAGCACAAACCCGAAAGACCAACAAGGUGCUAUAGUUGGGCCUGGCGAGGGUCCUUUACCGCCUGGCGCGGAGGAUGGGUUUGACCCGAAUGUUCUUCUCGAUCCGAAGACUGGCAAGGUUGUCUACAAGACGGAUGGCCAGAAGGCCGCUACAAAGACACAACCCAAGGGACCCCCGGGAAUGCUGCGGAUCUACACUGAUGGGAGUUCGCUGAAGAAUGGAAAAACACAGGCUGCGGCCGGCGUCGGGGUGUACUUCGGGCCCGGCGACUCUCGCAGAAACGUCUCCGAACCGCUUAAAGGCAGCCGUCAAACGAAUCAACGCGCCGAGUUAACAGCCAUCUUGCGCGGCCUCGACAUCGCCCCGCGACAUCGAGACGUGACGGUGGUCACUGACAGCCAGUAUGCGAUUAACUGUGUGACGGUAUGGUUUCAAAAGUGGAGGUCCAACGACUGGUUGACGGCGGACAAGAAACCGGUGGAAAACAAGGACCUUGUGGAAGCAAUCUUGGGUAAGAUCGAGGAGCGUACGGAGCUCCGGGUCAAGACUCUAUUCGAAUGGGUGAAAGGACAUGCUACGGAUCCUGGGAAUCAGGCGGCGGACCGUCUUGCGGUGAAUGGAGCGCACCAGGGAGCAUCGAGUCAGUCUCGUGGAAAUGUCAAUGGCAAGCAGGAUGAGCAAUUGUAG